This is a messenger RNA of Prunus armeniaca (apricot), 177 nucleotides long. Lineage: Eukaryota; Viridiplantae; Streptophyta; Magnoliopsida; Rosales; Rosaceae. The record is from the annotation of a GenBank genome assembly.
AUGCCCAGGAAGAACCAUAGGAGAGAGUCCCUGACUUCAAUUGAUUCCUCCAUGGGUUCACCAUCUUAUGGAAGUUUUACAACAUAUGAGAAAAUUCCAAUCAAGCAUGGAGAAGAAGAAAUUGUUACUCCUGUUAGGCGCUCGAGCAGAAUCAGAAAACAAGUCACCUCUCCAUGA